AGACUAGAGGUCCAUGGAGUCUGCCUCUGUGCCAUGAGGCGAUUCCCCUAGUAUAAAAGCACGUCGAAGUGGUCCACACAAACCACAGCCAGAGCAUAAGGCAGAUCCAGUAGAGAAGAGAGGCACACCGGCCCUUUCCAGGCCACCAGGCCACCUGGCCCUCUUGCCCUCGAGUUCAGCUCGGAUGAACGAUGAUGUGAGGAAGCAAGAGAAGCAAAAGGGAAGAAGGGGUGGAAGCGGAGGAGGAAGGCUGGCGAGGAUGCUGCGGGAGCACAGGGCCAGGCUCUACAUCAUCCGGCGCUGCGUCGUCAUGCUGCUCUGCCACCAUGACUGAUGCUCGCUCCGUCGAUCGAUGUUUACCUGCGACCGUGCCCCCUGCUACAUCGUCUCUGCCUGCUCCUCUGCUCAGCCACCAUGUAUCUAGGUUAGAAGUUGUUGUUCGAUCUUAGUUUUGUUCGUUUGUUCAUAGGCUGUGCAGGCUUGGCAGAUUAACUCUCGGUGUACAUACAUAGGCAGGGGACGUAGGUAGUUGUUUUCUGACUGUUACUCUGGGUUUGGAGGUUUGUUCGGAGUGUGGCGUGGUGCUCCCAAGUCCUGCAAUGGCGAGGAUGCACAUGUAUCAAUCUGUACUGGGUACGCUGUUGCAUCUCGGUUGCGUUUUUGCUAUGUGCGAAACAAAAGGCCAAAAAAAGAAGAAACAUGUUGUCUAGCUCGUUGUCUUCCAUGGUGUGAUUUUUGCAGCUGAGGCAUGAUUGCCAUCAAAUGUUCUUGCGUCCUCCAAAGAUCAUUUGUUUGGACGAUUCGACACACAUAUGGCCAUGUCAAGUUAGCAUUUUUGCGAGCUUAAUUUGCGGGGGUAAUAUCCAAAUGAAAUCGCAAAAGUACUACAGUACUCUGACUCUUAGGUCAAAAUUAAAAUAGUUGUGCACACAACCAAAUA
Messenger RNA from Aegilops tauschii subsp. strangulata, 940 nucleotides. RefSeq names its product small polypeptide DEVIL 4-like. NCBI's taxonomy places the organism in Eukaryota, Viridiplantae, Streptophyta, Magnoliopsida, Poales, Poaceae. Gene Ontology annotation, biological process: negative regulation of cell population proliferation. The record is from RefSeq and is a predicted model, not a curated record.